AUGUUUCUCUACGAUUCAGAAGGCGAAUGCGAAUCAUUUCCACAUUUUCGAGUAAACAAAAGGCGCGCGGCAAAUGAAGCGUGUACACCUAGCGACAGCGACACAGACAGACGCAAAAAAGCGACACCACCGCCUUCGAGAGAAAGACGAGACAAUGCGACUUCCAUCAAGGUUCCUAGACGUGGCGUGUCGUUCUGUACUCGCUCUACUGUGAUAUGCAAUCAGUUUGCGUCUUACGUACAGGGAGGGACAGAGCAUAUGAACUCUGAAGAAAAAGACGCAAUCACCAAGUUAGUAAAAGAGUAUUCAGACAUAUUUCACAUAGAUGAAUGGGAAUUUCCGGAUGAACAACUGUCAAAGAGAAUUAUUUGGUGUUUCGUGCAUUUCGGGAAGAAAUCCUGCAGAAAGAGGAUUUAUAUUGAUAUGGCUGUAAGUACCGAUGGCACGGUAACCAUAACAAUACGCAUACAUCAAAACAUCGCUUACUCGCAAGCAUUCGAACACUUGCAGGUGCAUCAAUCAAACUGCACUGCUCGAUGCUCGAAUGGUAUCGUUCAGAAUGACGACCCCAUCCCGCUUACGAUUGAGUCGAAAAAUAUCAUAAAGGUAAUCCUCCUGCCUUUUUGA
Acanthoscelides obtectus is the source of this 627-nucleotide messenger RNA. The record is from the annotation of a GenBank genome assembly. NCBI's taxonomy places the organism in Eukaryota, Metazoa, Arthropoda, Insecta, Coleoptera, Chrysomelidae.